Molecule: messenger RNA, 466 nt
Organism: Schistocerca americana (American grasshopper)
Lineage: Eukaryota; Metazoa; Arthropoda; Insecta; Orthoptera; Acrididae
Product: cuticle protein 67-like
Exons: 2
Coding region: 28-369 (113 amino acids)
Source: RefSeq, a predicted model, not a curated record
CAGUCAACCACCUGUACAUCAAGCAACAUGGUCGCCCUCAAGAUCUUUGCCUUCGCCGCCGUGCUGGCCGUGGCCAGCGCCGGCUACCUGUCCGCCCCCGCCGUCUCCUACGCCGCCCCAGCCGUCGCCUACGCCGCCCCCGCCGUCGCCUACGCCGCCCCCGCGGCCGUCGCCCCCGCGGCCAUCACCUCCCAGAGCUCCAACAUCCUGAGGAGCUUCGGCAACCUGGGACAGGUGUCCACCUACACCAAGACCGUCGACACGCCCUACUCCAGCGUCACCAAGUCCGACGUCCGCGUCAGCAACGACGCCAUCGCACACGUCGCCGCCCCCGCACUGGCCUACGCCGCCCCCGCGUACUACCACUAACCACCGAGGCAGCACUUCAACCUCAGCUCUUCUUCUGUCUAUUUAUUUUCCUUCAAGCUCUGUCAUCUUCCGUAAAUAAAAUCUUUCUGCGACAUUA